Molecule: messenger RNA, 1444 nt
Organism: Hyposmocoma kahamanoa
Lineage: Eukaryota; Metazoa; Arthropoda; Insecta; Lepidoptera; Cosmopterigidae
Exons: 6
Coding region: 76-1356 (426 amino acids)
Source: RefSeq, a predicted model, not a curated record
GCUAUAAACGUUUAAUGUUUGUAACAGUUUAGUUAUCUGUAACAGUGUCUGCGAAAUAUUCCCAGACUAAAACACAUGGCAAGCAAGCGUGAGGAAACGGCGAAUGGGAACUAUUUGAGCCCGACGGAGGCCUUAGCUCAGUACUUUAAGGAACUCUUAGAUCAAUACGGUCUUCCGUUUGGACAGAGUUGCGUCCUUUUACUAUACGGACUGUACAAACGGGUGACAGUGCUAAAUGUGGUAGUGUUUUUUCUUAAGUACGUGCCGACGGGGAUGUACAUGUACAAACUCCUAAAAAGCGUUUACCAGUCGUCGCGGGAGCGUAUCUAUCAGAAACAAAUACAACUGGAGGAUAUACAACUGCAGAUCCAAAUAGUGAAUACGAAGCUGUUCGUGCGCGACGCGGAGUUCAGCGAGCGCGCGGAGCAGCUGCGGCGCAACGCCGAGCGGCUGCGCGCCGUGCGCGCGCGCGUGCGCGACAUGAUCAACGCCGACGAGCAGCUGCGCCGCGCACUCGAGUCCGCCGCGCCCUGGGGCGACGAGCCCGAGCUGCAUCUGCACUCCACUCCCGAGGAAGAGCGCGAAUUUAUUAUCACUCUCAUAAAGGAGAUGAAGUCGGAGCAAGUCUUGAUGCCGGAGAGGACUGCGGACAAGAUGGACUGCGGCGAGCACGCGCAACCGGAACCGAGCACGCCGGAUAGCGUGUACUCGUCCCUGAGCGAUUCGGAUAAUGCCGGCAAGGAUUGUCGUGUAAAAAUCAUCAAAGUUACGAACGUGUAUAAAGUUGCAUAUCUAAAGCACUACAUCAAACAAAAGAGACUGAGAAGAGCGACGCAACAGGCGCUGUUAAAAAAAAAGAUCGAAAAUAUCAAGAAGCUCCUGGAAGGUUGGCAGAAGUCGUUGAAUGCGGUUAUCAACAGCAAACUUUUGUUAGACUCGACACCGCUGGAUAUGGCGUCGCAAGAAGCCAUGGGAGAUUAUUCCAAACCUAAUCUGCCGUCCUCGGAAUCCGAAAGUGACCUGAAGACCGGAGGCAGGACUGCGGAUGGGUACUACGAUGACUACGCUGUCAAUUGGACGCAGAGCUCAUACAGAAAUUACCCGUACGGUUAUGAGGAUAUGACAGAUUCUCCGCCGGUGUGCAAAGAUUUGUAUGAAGCCCCAGAAGUCAGUGAUGUGAACAGCAAAUUCGUGGCACACUCGUCACCGCGUGAUGAGUGUGACCGUGAGCGACCGCGAAACAUUCUCUUCGUUCUCCCAGAGGAGACUAGCAGUCAAGUCGCCAUCGAGGAGUUCAAGGACGACGUCGAAAAGGAAUCAGACUUGGAGAACCGGGAAGGCGAAACGUCGUUAUAAAUGUUUUAUAGAUUUUACUUUUGUUAUAUUUUUAAUUACUCUAUAAAUACAAAUAUUCCCUGCAUUUCAAGAUAUCCGAUAGCUUUAU